AUGACCGCAUUGGUUGAUGAAAUUGACUCGCCCCCUGCUGCCCCUCUGGGGUUCAGCGAUCAUACUUUCAAGUCAAAGAGUGGCAUCGACCUAGCCAUUCGUAUAUGGCCUGCGGAAACACCCAUCACAGCACCUGCACCCUUCGUAUUAUGGACACAUGGUGGAGGAUGGUUCGGCGGUUUUCACUUCGCCCCCCUACCAUGGAUGUCGCCCGCAUUUCGGCAGCGAGGCUACCACUUGGUCUCACACAACUAUCGCCUCGCACCACAGGCUAGGCUAGAUGACCAGCUUGCUGACUGCCUGGAAGCCGUUGCUUGGUGCCGGGAGAAUCUUCCAUCCAUCCUAGGUUCCAAUGCAGUUGAUGUCGACCGCUAUGUUUUGUGUGGAGAGUCAGCCGGCGGCCAUCUCGUCACUCUCAUGGGCACCCACCUUUUCGAUCCUCCCCCGCGGGCCAUCAUCGACGUCUAUGGCGUGGUAGAUUUCCUCACUUUAUCUGCUUUCGAUCCAGAUCCAACCAAACGACCUAACAGGUCGCAACAAGGUCCCUGGACCGGCAAGUUUUCCGAAGACGUACUCAACAGUCUUCUGCGGGAUCGUAAUCCAGCUAACAUACUGACUGAUGCUAUGCCAUGGAAUGAGUUCGAGCGCUUUACGGACACUCAGCUGAGCGAGCGCUGGGCUACCGACUUCCGCUACACCGACAGGGUGUUAAUGCAGGCCGAAUUACACAUGAUGCAUGCACUGGGUGUAUCUGCCGACGGCCUUCGUGUUGGUGUCAUGCACAGUGAAAAGUUUACCAGUGAGGAGGAGUUAGUAGCCUUUGCCAGCUCUAUGUCACCACUGAGAAUUCUACAGAGCAGAUUUGAACAAGGGCAAAGGGGACACGAACUGUACCCUCCCACGGCAUUCCUCCACGGAACUGGUGACGAGUCUGUUCCAGUUGAACAGAGCUAUGCCAUGGCAAAGUUGCUCAGAGAAGCUGGUGUUCCAGUUGUCGAGUGUUAUGAAGAAGGAGAGCCCCAUGUCUUUGACAAGAAGUACACGGGUCCUAAUGUCCGAGGAUGGGAGACCUAUAUCCAACCGAUCCUCGAUUUCAUUGAUAAGCAUACCGGAUAUCAUCGCGAUUAG
This is a messenger RNA of Thermochaetoides thermophila DSM 1495, 1128 nucleotides long. RefSeq lists its product as uncharacterized. The transcript is spliced from 4 exons. Gene Ontology annotation, molecular function: serine-type peptidase activity. Lineage: Eukaryota; Fungi; Ascomycota; Sordariomycetes; Sordariales; Chaetomiaceae. Gene Ontology annotation, biological process: proteolysis. The record is from RefSeq and is a predicted model, not a curated record. The coding region runs from base 1 to 1128 and encodes 375 amino acids.